Messenger RNA from Polyodon spathula (Mississippi paddlefish), 3749 nucleotides. RefSeq names its product heparanase (gene hpse). Gene Ontology annotation, molecular function: hydrolase activity, acting on glycosyl bonds. The coding region runs from base 226 to 1836 and encodes 536 amino acids. The transcript has 12 exons. The record is from RefSeq and is a predicted model, not a curated record. Gene Ontology annotation, cellular component: extracellular matrix; membrane. NCBI's taxonomy places the organism in Eukaryota, Metazoa, Chordata, Actinopteri, Acipenseriformes, Polyodontidae.
GACAGCCAAAGCGAAACUAGACUGAAAAGUCGUUUUACUUCCUCUAGUAGUACUACAGGCAGUACUGAUCGGAAAACAAAGAAAUAUGCAACUAGGAAGUGACUCCUAUCAGUUAACAUACACGAAGGAACAUUUAGAAGCAGAUCUCAAGACGUUUGCUUUCAUGACUUUAUUAGUUAUUUCGGGGCAUCAUCAAAGAAGUAUUUGAUUUGCGGAGUUCGCAUCAUGUUGGCAGUGAUGAAGGUGUUGGGUCUUGGGCUUUGGCUUUACUCGCCGAUACAUGCCUUUUUUGAGAAAGAACCAUUUGCUGUUGUAAACGCGGAUCUAAUACAUGUUGCGCGAACAGUGAGCGAUGCUUUUUUAUCAGUGGCUAUAGAUACCAACUUGGUCACUGAAGAGAAGUACAUCAACCUUUUGGGCUCGCAGAAGCUGAGGACACUAGCAAAAGGCCUAGCUCCUGGGUACUUGAGAUUUGGUGGAACAAAAGCAGACUUCAUGCUCUUCCACACUAAGGAAGUGUCAACAAGACAAGAGGCUUUCAGCAAACAGUUUGGAAUUAAACCAGGUGUUUGUGACAGAAGGCCCAUUUCUCCUGAGACAGAGGAAUAUUUGAAGUCAGAGUGGGUAUUGCAGGAGGAACUUAUCCUUACAGAGGAACAUCAAAAUCAUUAUUCCAAGAUAAAUAUUUCAGGGUCUACCAUGGAUAUGUUGUACAAUUUUGCCAAUUGUUCUGGGUUUCAUCUUAUCUUCGGCUUGAAUGCCUUACUGAGAACUAAAACCAAUACCUGGAACAGCUCCAAUGCUGAAGAACUCCUCAACUAUUGCCAGUCAAGGAACUACAGCAUGUCAUGGGAACUCGGGAAUGAGCCUAAUAGUUUUAUGAAGAAAUCUGGAAUCAGAAUUGAUGGCAACCAGUUGGGAAAGGAUUUCGUUCACCUCCGUGAAAUCCUGAGGAGAUACAAAAACUUCCAAGAUUCUGGAUUGUACGGACCUGAUGUGGGACAGCCUCGAGACCACGCAGAGAAUCUGCUGGAGGGGUUUCUAGAGAUGGGUGGGGAAGUCAUAGAUGCUUGCACCUGGCACCAUUACUAUGUGAAUGGAAGAGACACAUCCCUGUCCGACUUCCUCAGUCCUGAGGUGCUGGAUAGCCUUGCUACAAAAACCCAAGAAAUCUUUCAGGUCAUCAAUGAGACGGUUCCUGGUAAAAAAGUCUGGCUGGGAGAAACAAGUUCUGCCUAUGGAGGUGGAGCCCUUGGAUUGUCGAACACAUAUGUUGCUGGCUUCAUGUGGCUAGAUAAACUGGGACUCUCAGCCAGACUGGGCAUUGAUGUGGUCAUCAGGCAAGUUUUGGUUGGGGCCGGAUCUUACCAUUUAGUUGAUUCCAAUUUCGACCCAUUGCCUGACUAUUGGCUGUCUUUGCUAUACAAGAAGCUGGUUGGCCCUAAGGUGCUUGCUGCUACAGCAUUCACACAUCUAGGAACAAAAAGCAAGCUUCACCGUGUCUACAUGCACUGCACCAAGAGCAACAGCCAAACCUCUGGGACAGGAGCUGUAACAGUGUUUGCCUUAAAUCUGAGCAAGAAAACAUCAACAAUCCACCUACCUCCACUCUUGUCUGACAAAACAGUUGUCCUUUACCUGUUAGAGCCUGCUGGAGAUGAUGGCUUACAUUCAAGGUAUGUGCAGCUGAAUGGAAAAGUGUUGAAGAUGGUGGAUGACACAACACUGCCAGUCCUGACAGGGAUACCCCUACCUGUGGGUAGCCCUCUCAAACUCCCAGCCUUGUCCUUUGCAUUUUAUGUGGUGAAAGAUGCCAACGUUCCUGCAUGUAGAUAAAACCAUACACAGAUUUAGAUUUUCCAGUCGUGUUAAAGGAUAUGUACUUGUGUCAGGUUUUAAGAAAAAGGGAUUGUGUGUUGUGGCUUCUAGGUAAUUUAAUAUGAGGAAGGUAGCUUUUUUUACAAGCAAAAUAUGUUUCUCUAAUUUCUGUCCAUUUUCUAUAUCAUACUCUUAUUUCAGAAACUAUUUAAGGUAGUCGCUUCAUAUUUUUUGGGUUAUUUGAUAUAUGAAGAGUGCAAUAUAUAGUUUACACUGGAAAAUAUAAACUCAAGGGAGCAUCUUAAUAGUAAUGAUUUAAUAUGUGUAAACAAGUACAAUCAGGCACUACAGUGAAAUCUGUGGUAUAUAAAAUUAAUUAUUAAAUACAUUUUAAAAAGUAUUGCGACAUCAUGCAUCCAUGUACUGUAUUAAAACAAUUGCCUUUGAGCUGUAAAAAUCUGCCCGUGUGCCGAAACACUUUGCUCAGCAUCAACAGUUAGGGACAAUAGAGAUAUCGCUUGGCCAGUUUUGCGAUGUUGGGAAAGCGUGACUCUGCAGACCUCCACCAAGCAGUCAGAGGAAUAUCAUUGAUGCAUUUCAUUGCAUAAAAGCGGCAGCCUUCCUAUUCAACUUUACAGUCCCGGGUGAAGCCUGGUAUGGAAUCCAACAGGGGGGUACGUUUAAAAUGUGCACUUGUACAGGAUCAAACACCCUCACUGCCUUAAGGAACUGGUGUGCUGGCUGGGUGAAACAGCGUGGUCUUUCACUACAAUCGGUCAGGGUUGAAGUAGCUGUUCAGUUUAUUUGAAACUUCAGUAAGUGUUUGAAUACAUUGGCUUUGAAUCACUGCAUCGCUGCUGUGUUGCCCUCCUUUAAGUGCUUGGUAACUGUUAAUUACAACAACAACUUUGUUGUACGCUGGGUGAACACAAAUUUCACGGCUUUCAAACCAUUUAAUUAAAUUAACAAGUUGUUUUCCGUACCGGGCGAUUAGGUCGAUUUGUAUCUGUAUUUUUUCAGAACUGUCAAGCAGACGUUAAAGCUGCUGUGUUUGGGGUAAUUUCGAUUUCCUGUGUCACAAAAGUCAGGUAAGACUUAAGGUACUGUGCAUGGUAUUCAGCAACAGCACACCAGCUCCCCCAUCUCGUUUUAACUGGUUCAGGUGGCAGUGUAGCAAGAAGAUCUGAACCCAGAGCUUGGACGGAGAUUUGUAAAUGCUGUUUAAAACACAACUUUUUGCUCGGACAGUGUUUGAAAACUUUUUUGACGAGUUUGUCAACCUCUAGGAAAUUGCUCCUCCAAAUAUCACUGUACAUAUUCACGUCUCACUGGGUUGAUGACGGAAUCUAAUCACCAUUUGUUACAUUCCGUCUGAAAAAAAAUCACAUAACUUUUGGUUGUCUAGCUUUUCAAGGGGGAUAUUUGCACAAACAAACGCCUCUGUCAGAUCAAAAUUUAGGGAGUUUUAUGCUCUCGGUUUUCAGUGGACUUUUGAAACAAAUAAGUUAAUGUAGUUUGUGUCUUAGAGCUGCAGUUGCUUUACUGGAUUCGAUUUCGGCUUUUCUGUUUUGAUGGAUACUGGAAUCCAGAUGCCGGUCAACAGACUAUUUUCUGUAGUGAUCUACAAUCAUUUUACAGGAGGUACAGAAAAGAUUGCCUACGGUGUUAUGUAACACUAAUGGAUACUGCUUUGAUGAGACAUUCAUUUUGUUAUUAGUGUACAGAGCUUCCCGCCAUAAAUUCAUAGUCACAUGACAAGAAUGACCACUCUACACUGCACUUCAUGAAGUCACGUGUCAAGAAUGACUUUUCUAAGCAGCACUAUACCUACAGAAAAGGCCAAUAUGCAUGUACUGUAACUGCAGAGUUUAUACUUAAGGCGUGUUUGUAUGAAAUUGAAAUAACACACACACACACACACACACACAUAU